AGCAAAAAAAAGUUCAAAAAUCUUUUCGAGAUUGAAAAAUAUUGUUUUAACAAUAUACACUUAAAUGGAUAUUGACAAGAAAUAAUAUUUAUGCCUCCUCUUUCCCUACCUACACAUCAAAUUAGACAAACUCACAUAUCAAAUUUACCUUCUACACGGAAUUUUCCGAGCAAUCCAAGGAGUAAGCCAUGAAUCAUCAUCAUUCCCUUCUGAGUGUUUCUUUGUGCUUAUUCCUUGAUAUCGUGGUUCACGGAUACUGGAAAAGUCCAGAAGACGGUCCAACAUGCAAGGUAACCACCUGCAGAGAAACUGAUCCUGUUUGCGAGUGUUCCCUAACAAUAGAACACCGACUGACUAUGAUGACAUUGAAAAAUCCUAUAAUGGUUGUGCCUUCCAGUGGCAGGAUUCGGAGAUAUAAUGAAAGUUCGUAUCUCCCUGAUUCAGUCGUUGAUGACGUUAUUACGACAGAUGGCUAUCAGUCCCGGCUUGUCAUCGCUAUUAACGAUAGGUUUCCAGGACCAACCAUAGAAGCGUUUGAAGGUCAAACAAUGAUAAUUCAUGUAAGAAAUCUAAUGCACACUGAUACAACAACUGUACACUGGCAUGGUAUGCAUCAACGAGGCACUCCGCAUUCAGAUGGCGUUGCCUUCAUAAGUCAAUGUCCAAUUUUGCCAGGACAAACGUUUACUUAUAAUUUCAAAGCCAGUCCUCACGGGAGCAGUUUCUACCAUGCUCAUAUUGGAGAUCAGCGUAGUAUGGGAUUAUAUGGAGCAUUGAUUAUUUAUCCCAGACACAAAUUUUAUCCUCAACCACAAAUUGGCUUCACGGUUCUCAUACAGGACUGGAACCACAAUGAUGAACCGGAAACAUUAUACCAGCGCAUGCUUAAUGGCGUGUACAAGUUUAAUGGUAUGACACCAACAUUAGUAAGUCCCACUCAGUCGGUAGACGGUGCUAAUUUCAGUCGAUUUCAUUUUCAUUCUGGACUCAUUAAUGGUAAAGGGAGGUUCUGGUCACGAGCACAAAAUAGCAAUAGCCUGCAACAUAAUGGUGCCCCGCUUGAAGUCUUCAAGGUCAAUCCACUGCAAAUGUACAGAUUCCGUGUAAUAAGUGCUGCUACCCUUUAUCCUUUCCGUGUUUUUGUUCAAGAUCAUCCAGAACUUACAGUGGUAGCAUCUGACGGUUUUGAAAUUGUCAGAGGAACUGGGAAAGAAAGUCAACCAAUCGUUGUUGAAUCAUUCAUUAUCCAUCCUGGGGAGAGAUAUGAUUUUUUCCUGUACACAGGAAAGGCCGUAAAGUCAUAUCUUUUGGUGGCAGAGAGCAUCGAAGUAAUACCUAACAACAUUUUUGAAUAUCAUGCUGCAGAAGCAAUUAUUCAAUACGAAGGCUCAUCAACUUCCUAUAUUACGUCAAGAGCAAGUAAUCAAGGUUACUGCACCAGUAAGAAACCGUGUAUAACAUUCAAUUGUCCCUACAAAUACUACCCAUCCAAUCAAAACAGACAAUGCCUCAGUUAUGAUGAAGCAAACAGUAAUGAACCAAACUCGACUAAUGACGAAGUAGCUACUGUUUCGGAGACAUUGUUUUUCAACUUUGCUUUUCCUGGCGAGCCGGGAAAUACCCCCGGAUCAGUUAAUGGACAUGCGUUUGUAUCUCCUCUGGCACCAAUACUCACAGAGCCAAGUAAUAAUCUGCGAACUGUCUGCGAUACCUCACUUUGUCGAUUUGAUUCUAUUUGUACCUGCACAUAUUCCGUGAAUCUUGAAUUUGGAAAAGUGUAUCAAUUUGUUCUUACAAACAUUGGCAGUGGGCGCGGAUGGUCCCAUCCAGUUCAUCUUCAUGGUCAUUAUUUCUUUGUCUAUAAAAUGGGAUUUGGUGAAUACAAUGAAAAUACGGCCAAAUUUAUAUCUGAAACAGAUGACAUCGAAUGCCAGAGAUCUAACACAACUAAUUAUUGCAAUUCUGCUAAAUGGCGAAAUGAAACAUGGAACACUUACAUCCCUGGCUCUAAAACCAGCUAUCCCCCAGAGAAGGACACAAUAAUAAUUCCGACAGGUGGAUACGUGGUUAUUCGAUUUAAAGCGAAUAACCCUGGCGCCUGGUUCUUCCACUGUCACAUUGAUCUUCAUAACACCAAUGGCAUGGGAAUGGUUCUACUCGAGUCGCCUUCCAGGUAUCCUCAAGCUCCCGUUGGGUUCCAAAAGUGUGGGGACUACAGUCAAAAUGGAAAUACAUCCAACGGAUCACGCUAUUUGAUAAAUGAACUGUUCCUGUUGUUUGCUAUGCUUGGUGGUUUUUGGUGCAAGAUGCUGAUCCAGACCAGCGGAUAAAAAUUAAACAAGUGUCUGAUCUUAAACCUUUUUAAAAAACUACAUGUAUGUCAAAUAAUAUAUUUGUUUUUGAUUACUCAAUAGUUUUAUGUCGUAUGAUUAUGGGUUUUUAUUUUUGAAGAAUAUUUUUUUAAAAAGUUUCAAUUUCAUUAUUUGCUAUAUAAUUAUAGUUUUCAUUGUUGAAUAUUUUGUAGAUAUGGACAAUUAAAAUUUU
Saccostrea cuccullata (small rock oyster) is the source of this 2544-nucleotide messenger RNA. RefSeq lists its product as uncharacterized. Gene Ontology annotation, molecular function: oxidoreductase activity; copper ion binding. NCBI's taxonomy places the organism in Eukaryota, Metazoa, Mollusca, Bivalvia, Ostreida, Ostreidae. The record is from RefSeq and is a predicted model, not a curated record. The transcript has 3 exons. Bases 189 to 2330 code for a protein of 713 amino acids.